Molecule: messenger RNA, 1557 nt
Organism: Triticum turgidum subsp. durum (durum wheat)
Lineage: Eukaryota; Viridiplantae; Streptophyta; Magnoliopsida; Poales; Poaceae
Source: the annotation of a GenBank genome assembly
AUGGCGCUGCUCCGCCUCCACCUCCUCCGGCCGCCGCCUGCUCCGCUCGCCGCCUUCUCCUCCCCCUGGCGCCGCGCCCUCCCAACCACCAGGCCCGCUGCACCCGCCUCCCGCCUCCUCUGCUCCAACCACCCCGCCUCCCCCUCCUCCCCCUCCUCGCCCUCCAUCGUCGGCGGCCUGCUCGACUACCUCAACGAGUCGUGGACGCAGUUCCACGCCACCGCCGAGGCCAAGAGGCAGCUGCUCGCGGCAGGGUUCGAGCUGCUCAGCGAGAACGGCGACUGGGACCUGCAGCCCGGUGGCCGCUACUUCUUCACUCGCAACAUGUCCUGCCUGGUCGCCUUUGCAGUCGGGCAAAAGUACAGAGUUGGUAAUGGUUUCAAUAUAAUUGCAGCCCACACUGAUAGUCCAUGCCUCAAGCUGAAGCCAAGGUCUGCUUCCUUCAAAUCUGGCCAUCAAAUGGUAGGUGUGCAGACAUAUGGAGGUGGGUUGUGGCACACAUGGUUUGAUAGAGAUCUAACUUUGGCCGGGCGAGUCAUCCUCAAGGCUCCAGAUGGUUCAUUUAAGCAUAAGCUUGUCAAAGUGAACAGACCACUCAUUCGCGUACCGACACUGGCUAUACAUCUUGACCGCACAGUGAAUUCUGAAGGAUUCAAGCCUAAUCUAGAGAGUCAUCUGGCUCCACUUCUUGCAACAAAAUGUGAAGAAACCACUGUCAGUUCUGAUGACAAAAAAGGUUCAAGUUCCACAAGGACUGUUCAUCAUCCACUACUAUUGCAAGUUCUUUCAGAAGAAAUUGGUUGUGGAUCGGAUGAAAUUAUUGGUAUGGAGUUGAACGUGUGUGAUACCCAACCUAGCUGCCUUGGUGGAGGCAAGAACGAGUUCAUUUAUUCUGGUAGAUUGGAUAAUCUUGCUUCAUGUUAUUGUGCGCUGAAAUCCCUCAUGGACUCUUCCAAGAUACCAGAAGAGUUAUCCAACGAGAAGGGUAUAAGAAUGAUUGCGUUGUUUGAUAAUGAAGAGGUUGGUUCAAAUUCAAUGCAAGGGGCAGGUGCACCAACCAUAUUCCAGGCCAUGAGACGAAUUGUUGACUCCUUGAUGCAUCAGUCCAUGGGGGAGGGGGCUUUAGAGCGUGCACUAACUUCUUCUUUCCUUGUUUCCGCGGAUAUGGCUCAUGCCCUGCACCCAAACUAUCCAGACAAGCAUGAAGAGUACCACAGACCUGAACUACAAAACGGACUUGUUAUCAAGCAUAAUGCUAACCAACGUUAUGCCACAAGUGCUGUAACAGCUUUUCUCUUCAAAGAAAUAGCUCGAAUUCAUAACCUUCCCGUCCAGGAAUUUGUUGUAAGGAAUGAUAUGGGUUGUGGCUCAACUAUCGGUCCCAUACUUGCUUCCGGUGUUGGCAUACGGACUGUUGAUUGUGGUAUUCCUCAGCUUUCCAUGCACAGCGUUCGGGAAAUGUGUGGCAAAGAAGACAUAGACACCACAUACAAGCACUUCAAAGCUUUCUUCGAGAUGUUCUCGGACAUUGACCAGAAACUGAAUGUAGACUUUUAG